This is a messenger RNA of Salvelinus sp. IW2-2015, 1558 nucleotides long. RefSeq lists its product as uncharacterized. The record is from RefSeq and is a predicted model, not a curated record. Gene Ontology annotation, biological process: regulation of transcription by RNA polymerase II. Gene Ontology annotation, molecular function: RNA polymerase II cis-regulatory region sequence-specific DNA binding; DNA-binding transcription factor activity, RNA polymerase II-specific. Lineage: Eukaryota; Metazoa; Chordata; Actinopteri; Salmoniformes; Salmonidae.
GGACUAAAGCUGGGGGAGGAAGGUGGUUGGCUGGAGGCUAACAGAGGAGACUGGGCAGCCAUCUUGGAUUCCCAGACCCAGACCUGUGCAGCCAAAGGCCUAAGAGACAACGUCACUGAUCAGGCCAGGACCAGAGGCGAUAUAAUGGAGGUCAGUGGAUGGGACAGCAUCCUCAACUCUCAGCGGGGGAACUACACUGUUAACCACAACCAGAAACCGACAGUCGAACACAAAACAACCAAACUUAGUCUCCAUGACAACAGACUGGCUGAGACCAGGGCGAGGCGUAAAUUUGGUCUGCAGGUACGGGGAGGUGUCCGUAUGCGGCUGGAGAGAACAGACACAGACUCGGCUAGCGAUGCUCCAUCCUGCUCCUAUAGUUGUGAUUCAGAGAGACUGAUGGCGCCUCAGGUUAACCCCCUAACAGGUGCUGCCUUCAGCCUGCCUUCUAUAGGAUCUAUCAACUGGAACAUGGACCCUGCGACAACACAGACACUCCCUGGCCUUCAUCCUCCUCACACUCUCCUAAUGUUAAACCAGACCUCAGACAAUGCCAGUGCCUCAUCACUAAAUGGCUACACAAGCCCAUUGACAAAUGAACGUAGUAGAGACGUAAUCUGUAAAGCUGGCAGCGUCAAAGAGAAGCGCUUCCCAUGUUCAUUCUGUGGGAAAGCCUUCAGUUUUCCCAAACAGGUGGAGAUCCACCAGAGGACUCACACAGGGGAGAAACCAUUCAACUGUACACAGUGUUAUAUGCGCUUCGCCCGGGCUGGCCACCUGAAGAGCCAUCAGAGGGUCCACACAGGGGAGAAACCCUUCAGCUGCCCCCAGUGUGAGAAGAGGUUCUCCCACCAGCACCAGCUGAAGAGGCACCUGAAGGUCCACACGGGAGAGAGGCCGUUUGCCUGUACGCACUGCGAGAAGAGGUUCUCAGAGAGGAGCUAUCUCAGGAUACACCAGCAGAAAAUGCACAUGGUCCAUGUAUAGACAUGUAAUUUAGUACUAGUUAGUUUGUUUGUUGUUGGUUUUGGAUGUAGUAGGGAACUGGAUGAGGUGAACUGAGGAAAGAAUGAGUAUGAUGAGGCAGAGUAGAUGAUAUGGUGAUGGUUGAUGUGAUGGUGUCUGUAAAAAUGCUUCACUGAUGUAAAGUGAGCCGUGUCCUGUUUGAUGCUGGUGUUUUAUAAUGAGGAAAUGUUAGUGCCUUAAUUCAUUGACUUAAAAUGAAGUAGUGAAGAUGUGUGUAAUGUUGAACCUUUUCCAAAGUAUUCUAAAAUGUAUUUUAUGGUACCAUAUUUAUAUAAAAGGUAGUGUUACCAUAGUGAUGUUAUUCUACUUGUGAUUGCUAUUUUGUUUAAAUGAACUACUAAAUUGACUCUGACUGACUUGGUUAUUUUGUAUCAUUUUYUAUAUAUAUAUAUAUUUUAGAAUAAACUCCAAUGGCUCCAUAUUGUUAGGUACUUGAAUCAGUUUUCAAGAUGGGCUGUGGUUCACAUUUUAUAAUGUCAUGUUUGUGUGUACAGGAAAGAGUUUAAAUAAAGUUUCCUGCUUUUCAGUACAA